AUGUGUGUGCUUGAGACACAUAUAGAGAGUGAGAGGAAGAGGUGUGGAUGUUUUAAUGACCUUUUGCAUUUUUACAAAUAAGUGUGAAGUGUGCCACGACUCUAUACGUCACCUUUUUUUCUGAGCUACUGCUGUUGUGUACAUGGUUAGAAGCAUGAAGAUGUUUACCUGCAGGAAGCUGAGAUACAUACAGUAGACAGAUGGAGACAUUUAGGGGGGGAGAGAGACCAAAUAAGAGAAACAGAGAGAGAGAGAGACCCUCAUCAUCUGUGUUGCAAAUGUUGCACAUGAGCAUUGGGGGGAGGUUGACUGUGUUGCGAUUAACACGCUCCCUCAGCUGGGUGUUCAUUUCAAGCUGCAGUACUAUAUCCUCAAGUCUGAACCCUCGGAUGAGGGUCAUUUGCCAGAGGAGGAUUUUUUUUCUGCCUCUCUGUUUUUUAUACUUCCUUCUUGGGCAGAAGGCUGGUGUAAUAGAAACCAGACACAAGCCAGAAUGUGAGGCAUUCACAGCGGUGAGACCUCACUUCUUCACAGAGUGGGAAAACAGGAUAAAUAGAAAGUCUAGUCUAAUAAGCUCCGCCACUGGUUCUCGUUUUUAAGACGGAAAAAGGCCAGGACAUUAGGAUGGAGGUGGUAUUCCAUGGAUCAGACUGUGCAGGGGAUAUCUAGAGAGGGCAGAGGAGACCUUCAGGAUGGGAAAUGCAUGUGCAACUUUUCCAGAUUCUAGUUGAAAAGCUUGUUAGAGCAACAUGAGCUGGAGCUUUCUCACUCGUCUCCUGGAAGAGAUCCACAACCACUCCACGUUCGUGGGGAAAGUGUGGCUGACAGUGCUCAUCAUCUUUCGCAUUGUGCUCACAGCGGUUGGAGGCGAGUCCAUCUAUUCGGACGAGCAGACCAAGUUCACCUGCAACACCAAGCAGCCAGGUUGUGACAAUGUAUGCUACGAUGCCUUUGCCCCUCUCUCGCAUGUCCGCUUCUGGGUCUUCCAGAUUAUCAUGAUCUCCACUCCUUCUAUUAUGUACUUGGGUUACGCCAUCCAUAAGAUAGCCCGAAGUUCAGACGAGGAGCGCCGGAAGCACCACAGGCUCCGCAAAAAGCCUCCUUCUCACACACACAGAUGGAGAGAGAGCCACCAUCUGGAGGAUGUCUUAGAGGAGAAUGAAGAUGACGAUGCAGAGCCCAUGAUCUAUGAGGAUACAUUGGAAGUCCAGGAGGCAAAGCCUGAACCAGUGAGCAGCACUAGCAAAGGCCCACCAAAACAUGAUGGCCGCCGAAGAAUUAUGGAAGAAGGCCUGAUGAGAAUCUAUGUCCUUCAGCUCAUGUCACGAGCUAUUUUUGAAAUCGCUUUCCUUGCAGGACAGUACCUCCUAUAUGGUUUUCGAGUUAGUCCUUCAUAUGUGUGCAACAGGGUCCCCUGUCCACACAGAGUGGACUGUUUCAUCUCCAGGCCCACAGAGAAAACAAUCUUCCUCCUCAUCAUGUAUGUGGUAAGCUGUCUUUGUCUAGUGCUAAAUGUGUGUGAGAUGCUGCACUUGGGAAUUGGCACCUUUCGGGACACGCUUCGCAUGAAGAGGAACCAGGGCCGACGGACGUCAUAUGGAUACCCGUUUUCUCGCAACAUCCCAUCCUCCCCACCGGGGUACAACCUUGUGAUGAAGACAGACAAACCUAGCAGGAUCCCCAACAGCCUCAUCACCCAUGAGCAGAACGUGGCCAAUGUGGCCCAGGAGCAGCAGUGCACCAGCCCAGAUGAGAACAUCCCUUCUGAUUUGGCAAGCCUACACCGGCACCUACGGGUCGCUCAAGAACAGCUUGAUAUGGCCUUUCAAACAUAUCAGACCAAAAACAACCAGCAAACCUCCAGAACCAGUAGUCCUGUAUCUGGGGGCACCAUGGCAGAGCAAAAUCGAGUCAACACAGUCCAGGAGAAACAAGGAGCAAGGCCGAAAUCAGCCACGGACAAGGCUGCAACCAUUGUGAAAAAUGGAAAGACGUCUGUCUGGAUCUAGAGAUAAAUCAAAUUUAGUAAAUUAAUAUUAAAAACUCUUUAGACUCCGGAACUGCACUGUGACACAGCUGGAGGAUGUGUGUGUGUGAGAGAUGCGACCUUGGACAAUAACAACUGAAAAUUUCAAUCACACAAGGAAUUCAGUACAUAGUUUUAGGGAGUAAAAAAAAAACCACACGUGAAGAAAUGAUCAAAUCCAGUAUCAUAAAUCUUCUUUGCUUCUGUGGUGUCUUUUUGUCCUUGCCACAGCUUUUGGACAUGGUUAACAUGCGCUUAUUUAGUUAAACAUCUCUAAUUCCAGCUAAAAUGUCAAAGUAUAAACAGACUGCUUUGAGCUAUUUAUCUGAUCUACCCUUGACUGCCAAUGAACUGGAUUAAUUUGAAGAAAUCUAACUUUCAGAAGUGUAUGAUUAUACCAAAUUUCAAUCCAAAUUUGAAAAUGCAGUGAAAAGAAAACACUGUACAAAUGCACAAUGACUCAUUUCUGAAGAACGAUGAUUGUUGAUGGAAAGAUGCAUGUUUGAUAUUGGGGGAAGUAUUUUUGGAUGUAGUGUGGAUGAGAAGAAAAUUAAAUGUGAAAUUUUUUGAUAAAGGUAAUGAAACAAGGCUGUGUCACUGUAGGCUAUUUUGGUAAACAUCAGCUUAGCGUGAUGAUCUCUUCAGUUGUUGCGUGCAAAGCAUUUAUCUAUUCUAUAUUUUCCAAAGCCUUGCAGUGUCACAUUUGAUGGGAUAGAAGCAAGUGAAUAGAAAAUCUGAUUAUUUUCUUUACUAAAUACUGAUUUUCUGCAAUCUGAAGCAGAUGAUGCAUGCUUUACAUCUGGGAACAUAGAGUAUACACAUAGGCUACAGUAGAAACCCCAUCCUUAGCUAUAUAAUCUUAUGUCUAGGCAUGUUAAGUUUUUCAUUCAUGUCAUCAGAGCAGUAUGUUUUCUAAAAUAUUUAAUCCUGCCUUCACUGUUGUCAUACUUCAAAGUGCCUCAAACUUUUAAAGACUGUUCUAGUAUUUUAUUCAUGAAGAAAUAAACUGAUUUGAAACCUCUGA
Messenger RNA from Micropterus salmoides (largemouth bass), 3050 nucleotides. It is a transcript of the gene gjc2, whose product is annotated as gap junction protein gamma 2. Gene Ontology annotation, cellular component: connexin complex. The coding region runs from base 750 to 2009 and encodes 419 amino acids. Gene Ontology annotation, biological process: cell communication. The record is from RefSeq and is a predicted model, not a curated record. The transcript has 2 exons. Lineage: Eukaryota; Metazoa; Chordata; Actinopteri; Centrarchiformes; Centrarchidae.